AACAGCACGUGAAACGGCCAGGAGUUCUUCCUGUGGGAGACAAAUUUUGUGGCGGUUUUAUGAGUGACGUUCGCUUGUCAUUGCAUGCGCAACACCGAUUUCGAGUGGCACCGAAGACACGUGGACUUCUCUGCACCACUACGGUCACAUGUAGAAUCUUGUUUUCUUCGAGCCUGGACUCAUUGUUCCUUUUCAAAUGACGUGCUUCCCUUUUCGAAGUGCGACAGUGCUGCUUUCUCUCUCGGAAUGCCCGCCGUGUCUCCCUGUAGAUCGCGUUCGAAACAACGCCAUAUUCUCUAGCUAUCUUCGUGGACGACACUUCUCAAGAUCCGGUAACUUUGUCCGUGCGCUUUUGGUGGUGGUUAUUGUUGUCGUCUUGCUUGAGGCGUAUGAUGCUUGGAGGUCUCUGUGCUUCAGAGGUGUGCAGGUCGUUUCAGCGCGUCUCGUAAACUCACGAAUGCGUUUCUUCUUUCCACCAAGCUGGCUGCAAAUUUCUUUAUUGAGUGACAUGCGCCCCACCCCGACUAGAACUAAUGUUCCUACCUCUAACACGUGCUGAGACCUUCACUUGUGCACAAUUUGACUCACCAGCUCGCGACAAAGUCCACGCAACCACUGCCCCCCAUCCGUCGGCUACAAACGACAUCUCGCCGGAGAUCAUAAGGGUGGCUACUGUAAUUCAGAAGAAUCCCGUGUAUGUACACGCGUACAUGUGUUAGAUUGGAUAGUGGUUCACAGUUGACUGGAAGGCCGAGGCGUGGGUUGUCUUUCGUACCCCGUUGCACGAACGAGGUAGUGUCCGUGUCGCCUCCGAAAGCUUGACCGUGUGUUUCGACAGACGUCAACAAGAUCCAAAUUCGUGGAAAAAAGGGACAAUGCCAGCUAGCGGAGCAGGGUACGCCGGCGGGAGCAUUGUUCCCGAUGGCCGAACGCUGGUGAACUGCAGAGACCUCCACAAGGCACGUGAUGCGUACCAACUGCGAGACAUCGAAGCAACCCGGGCGGCACAUAGUCUGGAUCUGUAUAGAGAGCUGACAGGCGACCAUAAAGAAAACCACACCAACACCUCGUCGGACUACGUGAAAGCGGUCGUCUUUGGAGGCCUUGACGGCAUUGUCACAAUCUUCGCGAUUGUUGCCGGAUGCGUUGGAGCGGAUCUGAGCUGCUCUCAGGUCCUCAUGGUCGGCCUUGGGAAUCUUCUUGCGGAUGCUAUUUCCAUGGGUUUCGGAGAAUACGUCAGCGCAGCAGCCGAGAAGGAUUUUGUUGAAGCGGAGAAACAGAGAGAAGAAUGGGAAGUUGAGAACUGCCCGGAGGAGGAGAAGAGAGAAAUGGUGGAAAUUUAUACAGAGAAAUAUGGCUUCUCAAGAGCGGACGCCCAGUCCAUGGUUGAUAUUACAUUUAAGUAUAAAAAGUUCUUCGUGCAGCAUAUGAUGGUCGAGGAACUGGGGCUGAUGUACGGCUUUGAUGAGCCCACCCCAAUUAAGAGAGGCUUGGUCAUGUUCACCGCCUUUUGCUUUUUUGGACUUCUCCCGCUGGCGGGCUUCAUUGGCUGGGUCGCCGCUUUCGGACUGGGAGCUGAGGCAGACAUGGCCUUCCUCAUGGCCUGCGUGGUGUCCAUCAUGACUCUCUUCAUCCUUGGAUUUUCGAAGGGGAAGUUUGUGGGGCAGAAUCCAACAAAAUCGGCCUGUCUGAUGGCGAUGAAUGGCGGCUGCGCCGGCACAGUUGCUUACGGAGUCGGCAGUCUCUUGCAGCUCGUCGUCGGUGCAAACUUGACUGCCGCCUAGAGUGGCUGCAAGCCAAGCUCGGGUUGGCAGGCGGGGUGGCGCAUCCUGGGACAAGCAGAUAUCAAAAUGCAUGGAGGUCGGCUAGCAGCGUGUAAGCUGAACUAGUGUGGAGGUAUGGCUCGGCAGUUGAAUUUUUUACGUAGCGCAAGUAUGAGGCGAUAACAUGAACAACCGAGUCUACAGACAUACUACUCUCUUCGUCACGAGCGCGGACGAAUGUUGUGACGAAAACUAUUUUUACGGUCGAUGAAGAGGCACUCCCACACUCCAACGGGAUGAAGGGCAUGACCUCGUUUUGGGACCGGGCUGCGAUACGGUGUACCCUGACGGCUGAACAGAUUUGUUGAAUGAAGCUAUGGAACAGUCCAGGAGUGACAGAUGCACUGUUUGAUUUUUGGCUGUCAAAUGCCAGCCCACACGACAGAUGUCUUUUUCACGUCGGAUGUCCCUGCGGGUUGUGUUCCACGGUCAUGAUGGGAGCUUAUCAGGACCGGGAGCGUCGGAGCCGUCCUGUGUGCACUUGUUUCAUAUUGCUUGCUGCUGUAUCUGGUGGCAUUUUGCGCGUGUAAUAGUAUUUAUGUAUCUCAUUGUGGGUCAUUCGGUAACAAGCAGGUUCUGCGUCGUCCCUGUCUCCAUAAAAGCAAAAGUACGCGACCUGGUUUGGUGUUUGUGGCGCCUUGUCGGUUAUGUGGAAGCCGUGUGUUUGUUUGAUCGGUCUAGAGCUUGAAACGGAGAAACCUGUGCCCUAUACUUUCUUCUUUCUCACUCUCGUGUUCAGCAUAAUCGUCGUGUACAGUCCAUUAUCGAUUCUCUCACACGACAAAAACUGCGAAUGCUGCUUCCGCGUGGAAAAGACAAUCGGUGUAACACAGUGUUCUCGUCAGUGCCGGGGUUGAAUGCCUACCAGACUGGCAAUUUAACUGCCGCGUUACUCUCAUACUUCGCAGGAGCGCGUCUCAUUGAGCUAGGCGACAGGGCCCUGGCGGCACCAGGACACUUAAUAGGGACCCUGCACAGUAUUGUGUGUGGCAUCGGCGUGGAAUGGCUUCGCUUCUGUCUACGUGUCGAUGAACCCAGUUCAAGGGCGAGCCAGAUGGUAACGGGUCAGGUGAAGAACAAUUUUGCCAGAUGACAUCUCGCUUUUGAAUCUGAAGUGAUAGAGCUUCCGUGCUGAGAGUAGUGUGAGUAGUUUCUGCUUGGCGUCCCCCGUAGCUCCUCAAGCAACUCUUGAAGCAUCAUGCUUAUUCCUUUGGACUGCCCAUCUUACAUUUUGACGUAGCAUGAGAUGCAGUUAUAGAAGCGUUCAGUAUCUGUAUGGUGCAAAAAUUCCUGUAUACGUGCGCGGCAGUGCAACCUCUCUGUCACGCCCGUCGCUGACGUCUGCGCUGCACAUCGUGAGUAUGCUUUCGGCCUUCACACACAACUCUUGCUACCGGUGAAUUGCACCGGGACGACGAACGGCGUACUUCAGUGAAAAUCUUUCCCAUACGCAAAAUUCAUGUUGA
Molecule: messenger RNA, 3289 nt
Organism: Toxoplasma gondii ME49
Lineage: Eukaryota; Apicomplexa; Conoidasida; Eucoccidiorida; Sarcocystidae
Product: integral membrane protein, putative
Exons: 7
Coding region: 876-1784 (302 amino acids)
Biological process (GO): intracellular manganese ion homeostasis
Cellular component (GO): membrane
Molecular function (GO): manganese ion transmembrane transporter activity; iron ion transmembrane transporter activity
Source: RefSeq, a predicted model, not a curated record